UGAGCCUGCGGGGAACCCACGAGGAACCAAACCACACGCACCGCACCACGCCUCCCCUGGCCCGUCCACGUUCUCCCGUGGCGGGGUUCUGAUGCACGCACGCUCUGCCUGUCAGCCUCACGUUGAUGUUUUUGUCUCUGAUUCUGUUUCUCCUGCAGUUUUUCCCCCACAACCCGACCGUGUGGCCAUAGUGACCGGAGGCACGGAUGGCAUCGGCUAUGCCACGGCGAGGCAGCUGGCGAGGCUCGGCAUGCACGUGAUCAUAGCCGGAAACAAUGACAGCAAAGCCCAAGACGUUGUGCGGAGACUAAAAGAGGAGACGUCGAAUGACAAAGUGGAGUUUUUAUACUGUGAUCUGGCUUCCCUGAUGUCCAUCAGGCAAUUCGUCCAGAAGUUCAAGAAGAAGAAAAUCCCUCUCCAUGUCCUGGUCAAUAACGGUGAGUCCUGGUGAAAUGCAGAUGUUAACUCUGACACAGACGUGCACACUGGCCAUCCCGCGAGAGAAGUCCUCUGGGAAGGAAGGACUUGCGUGGAAAUUCAUGAAUAUACAUGGUGUUGUCAUGACGCUUUGCCUCGUUGACGCAUUUGGCUGUUGUCAUUGGCAUAAUCAAUUUGCAAUGAUGGUAAGCCUGAUGAUACGGUGUGUGGGGUCGAUAUUUUGGUUGGCCCACAUGGGCCAAGUAAGGUGUGUUAUGAAUGUGUAAGAGGGGGGCGAGUUCACACGCCUUAUUAAAUAUUGAGCGUGUCCCCAGGGGGCAUCAUCAGUAUGUAGGCUCCAUGCACAGCUGUCUCUUGACUUCUUCCCUGAAGCCAACAUUCAUCACACAGACACACAGGGUCUGUGUGUCCCCUUACCCUGCCUUCCACCCGCCCACCUGUC
Molecule: messenger RNA, 880 nt
Organism: Panthera uncia (snow leopard)
Lineage: Eukaryota; Metazoa; Chordata; Mammalia; Carnivora; Felidae
Gene: DHRSX
Product: dehydrogenase/reductase X-linked
Exons: 3
Coding region: 92-451 (119 amino acids)
Source: RefSeq, a predicted model, not a curated record